AUGGGUACUACCGCCGCAGCGCACCCGGCGAUAACCUACCAUUUCGAUAACUUGCUGAACUUUCGUGAUGUUGGGACCCAUGUCAACACACUCAUGGAACGCACCGUGCUGCGGACUGGACUUCUGUUCAGAAGUGCUCGACCCGAUGAAGCCAGCCAAUCUGACCGUGACCAGCUGGUAAACAAGUACCAUGUCAAGACCAUCAUUGAUCUCCGCUCGAAAACGGAGCACAUAAACGCAGCGAAGAAGCGGUCAGGGGUCGAUCCCAGUGUGAACUCAGCGGCAUUGUCCACAACCAACAAGGCUUUUGACAACGAAGUGAGACACCCCGUUGAGAUACCGGGCAUUCGAUACAAAUACAUCAAUCUUAACGGCAAGGGGUUUGAGCGACACCUCAUCUGGCAACUGAGAUAUACCAGCCUAGCCAAGCUGGUUUUCUUGAUGGCUCUUGGUUACCGAACAGAAGGUAUCUCGGUACUCGGGAAGGAGUUGAUGCUCCCACGCGGCCUGAUAGGUCUCGGCAUAGACACUCUCGAUUGCAGUGGUCCAGAAAUUAAAGAGGUAUUUGACGUCCUGGCCGACGCGGAUGCUUGGCCAGUCAUGAUCAACUGCACCCAAGGCAAAGAUAGAACUGGGAUAACAAUCCUUUUGGUGCUUGUGCUCUGCGGCGUCGACCUCGGGGCUAUUACCCAAGAUUACGUGAAGUCUGAAGAAGAGCUUGAGCCAGAGAAGGCUGAAAGAAUGACGGAGAUUCAGAGCAUCGGCUUGGACGAGUCGUUUGCGACAUGCCCCCCAGACUUUUGUGGGAAGGUUGUCCAGCAUCUCGAAUCUAAAUACGGCGGUAUCGACAGUUACCUUGCCAAAAUCAGUGUUGACACCACUCAUUCCGAACGUGUCCGCCAGAUCCUCAAGGCCAAUGGUUGA
Molecule: messenger RNA, 924 nt
Organism: Cladophialophora yegresii CBS 114405
Lineage: Eukaryota; Fungi; Ascomycota; Eurotiomycetes; Chaetothyriales; Herpotrichiellaceae
Exons: 1
Coding region: 1-924 (307 amino acids)
Molecular function (GO): phosphoprotein phosphatase activity
Source: RefSeq, a predicted model, not a curated record